AAAAAAAAAAAAAAAAAGCGCCGAGCCUGCCCCUUUUAGAGCGGCGCAGCGGGGGGCUGUGUGCGCAUCUGUGCAACUGUUUUCAUGGAUCAGAAGAACGACGCCGCGUUUUCACAUUUCGGGCUAAAUCAGCCAGGUGCACGCGGGGGGUACAUGCGCAGUCCGAUUCCACACAUGGAGCUGGUUUGAAGGACGCCCCGGAGAAGGAUCUGUGUGUCUCCGCGGCGUGGGCAGCCGUGAGGAUGUGAUGUGACAGGGAUCUUGUCGCUCCGCUGCGCCUCUCCGUCGCUCACCAUGCCCAAGGCUCUGCGCAGACUGCUGCAUCUGAUGCUCUUCUGUCCGCUCCACAAAGGCCUGCAGGGACGUCUUCCAGCCAUUAAGGUGAAGUACCUCCUACUGGCCUGGCUGGGCGUGCUGAUCCUCAGCUGGAUCGUCUACAUGCAGUACGCGUCCUACGCGGAACUCUGCCGGGGGCACGUUUGCCACAUGGUCAUUUGUGAUCAUUACAGGAGGGGAAUAAUUUCUGGCUCGUCUUGCAAGGCGUUGUGUGAUCAGAGGAGUCUGACUUUGCACCGAUGCAUGUCUACAUCCUCCACACAUCAGGUGUACGUCGGGCUGUGGAAGGAGAGGCCCGUGGUUGUCAAGUGUGGGGUUGAGGAUUCAGCAGGUGCAGACGGAGCUCCAGACUCAGUCCUGCGACAGGAGAUGAGCUUGUUCGACAAACCAACCCGUGGAACCUCCAUGGAUGAGUUCAAAGACAUGCUGCACAGUUUCCUCAAGGUGAACCUCGGCGAACAGCCAUCUUUGACCUCCCUGGUGGACAGAGUCAUUGCUCUGGCUGACGUCAACCAGGACGGGAAAGUGUCUCUUGCAGAGGCCAAGUCCAUCUGGGCUCUUCUCCACAUCAACGAGUUCCUCCUGAUGGUGGCGCUGCAGGAGAAGGAGCACACCCCCAAGCUGCUGGGCUUCUGCGGAGACCUGUAUGUGACAGAACUGGUGGGGCACAGCUCCCUCUACAGGCUGGAGGUGCCUCACUACCUGAAGGCCGUGGUCCCAGAAGCCCUGAGCUCCAGCCUGAACCACUGGCUGGCUCCAGCCUGGCCCCGUCGCGCCCGCAUCACCAUCGGCCUGCUGGAGUUCGUGGAGGAGGUCUUCCACGGGUCCUACGGGAGCUUCCUGAUAUGCGACGCCAGCCCUCACCACGUGGGCUACAACGCCAAGUAUGACUGUAAGAUGGCGAACCUGCGCAGCGUGGCGUCGGAGGCAGUGGUGCGUGCCUUUUUGAAGGGACGGCGGUGCGAGACCAACUCCGACUGCACUUACGGUCACGACUGCACGGCCACCUGCGACCGACUGGUGAAACAGUGCAACACCGAGGUAGUGCAGCCCAACCUGGCCAAAGUGUGCAUGCUGCUGCAGGAUUACCUCCUUUUUGGGGCGCCGUCAGACCUGCGCGGGGACCUGGAAAAGCAGCUGCGCACCUGCGUGACGCUCAGCGGGUUGGCCAGCCAGAUGGAAGUCCACCAUUCCUUAGUCCUUAACAACCUGAAGACGCUGCUGUGGAAGAAGAUUUCGAACACGCAGUACUCCUGAAACCACGCAGGGACUGAGAGGACAGUUUAGCUGUUUCUACUGAUAAUGUGUUGCCAAACUGUGAACUAUAAAACAAUGUGAGAGAAGAGCUAUAACCAACGCAUUCUCCCUCAUCAUAAAUAGACGUAUGGUUUGGGCCCCCUCCGCGCCACUUUUUGAUGUCGUCGUUUUUUGAUGUGCUGACUAUUCCAUUAAAUCGUGGGUUACCCUACCUCCGGACAACGAAUUGGUACCAGCCGAGAGCCGCUUGGUACCGGGCCACAGACGGGGAAAAAUGCAUAUGCGAACCAGGGGUCCCCAACUGCGCCCACGGUUUAAUGGAAACAACCAGAACGUCAAAAAAACUAUUGGUUGGGGACACCUAAAAUGUCAAAAAUUGACAUGGAGGGGGCCCGAAUCAUACGUCCAUUUAUGACUAGUUGGGAGUGAGAAUGUGUAGCUAUAAUAGACAAAAAAAAAAUUCCACAAACCCCCAUCAUGCUUUGUUUUCAUCAAACUUUUUUCAGAUGAACCGUCAUCUAUUUGCACAGUUUCCUCAGGACACUGCCUGACACUUUUGUUGUUUGAAAAAACUGGAUUGAAGCCAGUUUUUGAAUUAAAAUGAAAGCAACCAGCAAAUUGCAUUUGCUUUGUGUUUCAUAUGGAUAAUCUAAUGCCUGAGAAAUGUGACUGUAGGGGGAAGGGUGUGUUGCUUUUGCACAACUGUAAAAUUAUCAGAAUUCUUGUUGGUUUUUAGUAGAUCAAGACUCCACCAAUUAAAAAAAACAGUAAACUGUGAA
Oryzias melastigma (Indian medaka) is the source of this 2372-nucleotide messenger RNA. It is a transcript of the gene dipk1b, whose product is annotated as divergent protein kinase domain 1B. The coding region runs from base 295 to 1593 and encodes 432 amino acids. Gene Ontology annotation, molecular function: calcium ion binding. Lineage: Eukaryota; Metazoa; Chordata; Actinopteri; Beloniformes; Adrianichthyidae. The record is from RefSeq and is a predicted model, not a curated record. The transcript has 5 exons.